AUGUCUCUUGUGGAUUUUCCGACCGAGCUGUUGGUGCAAGUUGUGUCAUGUCUCGAAUACGCGUCUGACCUCUGCGCGUUCUCGCAAACCCAUCCACGCUUUCAUCCUUUGGUCCAAUCUAGCCUUGAACAGUUCCUGCAAAAAGAGUCGCCUCGUCAUGCUUUGUUGCAUGCUGCAAAAAAAGGCAAUGGAGCCGCUGUGCGCAGAUUAUUGAAGCUGGGGGCCCUGUUUCCUGAGCAUUUCAGUCCCAACCUCAUGCAAGCUCCCGGGGACCCGAUGGCAUUGGCCGCCAAGAAUGGACAUGCAGACGUUGUGAAGAUUCUCCUGGAGCAUGGCCAAGAUCCAUGCGUAGUUAGUGGAUGGUAUGAAGAUAAAGAAGAAGAUACCUUUCCUUCAUCCCGGUCCGAGGCAACCACGCGCGCUAUUUGUGAGAACCCGAUCAUGCUGGCGGCCAGAAAGGGUCAUGAGUCAGUUCUGAAGCUCUUCAAAGACCAUGUGCCCAAAAAAGCAUACCUUGAUGUUGAUGUCGGGACAGCCAGGCUACAAACCUGGGAAGACCCGUUGGUAUGGGCAACCUUCAAACUGAACAUUCCUAUCAUGAAGCUCCUGCUUGAGUACGAUCCCGAGAGUGCCAAUAAAUGCAGUUCUCGUGGCAGUACCCCUUUCCAUGCCCUCGCCUCGGCAUCACCGACCAGUGCUCGUUUCGAUGAAGCCUUUGAACUUUUGAUUCACCACGGCGCGCUCUCUUGGUACUUACGGUGCUAUGAGCGCUUAUUUCGGUAUGCAAUUGAAAGAAAGAACACUCGAUUCAUUGAACUGAGCUGCAACUAUCUGAAACUGAACAUGCAGCAGCCAUUCGACACCGCUUGGCUCCUCAAGAUGUUCGAGGAAGCAGCCCGGACAUGUCCCGAGAUGGCUGCUGUGUUCCUAAGUUAUAUUGACACAGAGCAAGCUAUGCUGUUCAACGACGAAGCACGAGCCAUGCUUUUUGCCGGAGCUGCCGCUGGCGGCUUUGAGGAUCUUCUCAGACGGCUGUUCGAGACCUAUCGUCCUUUCCCACCACGAGAAGACUCAUAUCUACCCCUCAUGGGUCUCGGUAUUUUGUCGGGAAAGGUUGAGAUUCUCAAGAUACUACUCGCAAACGGGUUCGACAUCAUUAUUGGGCCUAUGUCGUCUCCGCGACCACCCCGGCCGAUCGAUCGCUAUGGCCGUGAGAUCGUUCUAUCCCCAAAGCAAAAUAUACCGAUAAUUACGGCUCUUUUGAACCGCCACCACGAGCUUGUGGAUUUUCUGGUUGAAAGUGGCGUUGAUGGACCCCUUGCGGAACGAGAAGGACCACAGUUGCUUUUUGACUUGGCACUCGGCUUGGGGUAUUCUGAUCUUGCUCAAAAGCUAUUUGACAGAGGGACGGCUCCACCAAUGGAAGAUAUUGCAUUUGAGGACCAAGGGAAUUCGAUCAUUAUGGCAAUUGCUGGUGGCGAAGAUUCCUUUGAAACGCUUUUGGGGAAUGGUUUGACACUUGAUCCAUAUUCUCAACUCCAUGUAAAUGCCUUCCUUUGGGUCGCUUCCCAAGCAAAUGUUCCAUUCCUCGAGAAGUUUUUGGACGCUGGGUUCAAAGCGGACAUGGAACAACUAGAGUUUGACCAUUCUUGUGUAUCUCUCCACCAUGAGGACGGGCUCACUUUGCCUCUUCUCUAUGCGGCCCAUGCAACGGACAGGGCCAAAGCUGAAGCUGCCGUUGAUCUUCUGCUCAAGCGUGGAGCGUCGAUCAAUCAGCCAACUGGCAUGGGCUCUUGCAGCGCGCUAUAUGCAACAGCCUCUGGUUCAAUUCUCCUCGCCAUGGAACCAUUGGUCAACCGGGUCGAAUACAUUCUUCGGGACUGCACUGAGGACAAACAUACUAGCCUGCGCAGAGAGGCACCGGAUCCCGCGUAUCGUCGACACUUGGGAGUCCAGGCCUUACAGCUCCUCUUGAACAAAGGAGCCAAUCCCCUCUUUUGGAAUCAGCAUGGCCGAUCACCGUUGUGUAUAGCAACAGUUUCAAACGAUAUGGAGAUGGUUCAAGCUUUGCUGAGCUCUUUCGAUCAGCAAGAUGUGCCGUUCAGUGCCAUUGAGCCACAUCUCCGUCUUGCCGCCUCUAUCCGCACUAUGCACCCAAGAGCCAGAUACAGAUACAACCCAAAGGUGUCUUCUCGCCGACGACUCGAAAGAGACCUCGAACUUGAGAACUUAGAGGAGGAUCUCAAGGAGCGGAUGAUCGAGGAAAACCUUGGGAAUUUCGGUGGAGAAGAAGAAGAAGAAGAAGAAGAAGAAGAAGAAGAAGAAGUUGAUGAUAACGAUGGUGAACAAGAUGAGAAUGAGGGCGAGGACUCCUCAGAAGAGGACGAAGACGGAGUAGCCUGGGUCGAUGACGAAAGCUGGCGAGACUUCGACGAAAUGGAAGAUGAGCUAACUGCCGAAAUUGAGGAAAGAGCUUUCGCAGAAAUGGAUAUGUAUGCUGUUAUCGAAGAGGCCAGGCUUGGAGAACCACGAGAUAUUGAAAAACGACGUCGAGAAGCUCAGCGAGAGCAGAAACGCCAGCUCCGGAUCAAUCGAGACACCGAAAGGCUCAUAUGGCGUUAUUACUGGCGUCAUGUAUACCCCCCACCUGCAUGA
Molecule: messenger RNA, 2655 nt
Organism: Penicillium olsonii
Lineage: Eukaryota; Fungi; Ascomycota; Eurotiomycetes; Eurotiales; Aspergillaceae
Source: the annotation of a GenBank genome assembly